CCCAAAGCAUAUAAAGUCAGUUGUUCAUAACAUCAUUCAUCAUCAAAAUUCUCUAAUCAUUCUCUGAAAACAUGAGGUGCAAGUCAUCCGAGAACCCGAAAAUGAAGCAUAGAAAAGGGUUAUGGUCUCCUGAUGAGGACCAAAAACUAAGAGAUUAUGUUAUGAACUAUGGUCAUGGUUGUUGGAGCGCUGUCCCGAUUAAUGCAGGGCUGCAAAGGAAUGGAAAAAGUUGUAGAUUAAGGUGGAUUAAUUAUCUUAGACCAGGAUUAAAGAAAGGGGCAUUUUCUAUGCAAGAGGAAGAAACUAUUCUAACACUUCAUGGUCUUUUAGGCAACAAGUGGUCUCUAAUAUCGCGACAUAUGCCUGGGCGGACUGAUAACGAGAUAAAGAACCACUGGCAUUCUUACCUUAAAAAGAAAGUGCCGAAAACCGAAAGUCUUGAAGAUCAAGGGAAACCCGAAUGCAAGGACUCUAACUCGGGACCUACAGAAUCGUCAAUGACACGAAACUUGAGUUUUGAUUCAUCGGCUUGCACGAAAAACAACAAACUACCCAAGAUUUUGUUUGCAGACUGGCUUAACCUUGAAGAAUUCUAUGGAGAAGAGAGGUUGGUAUGCAAGGAUGAGAUUAGCAAUGAGUCAAAUUACCAAAAUGUCCCUAUGAAUGGUAAUGAAGGAUCCACAGUCACAUAUAGCAGUGAGACAGUCAACAAUUAUUCAAGUGAAGAUAUGUUUCAUACCCAAAUGAACCUUGAUCAUGUUUUCAACUUUAACGGUGGAGAUUUCAACAUUGAAGACUUCUUGUAUAUGUAAAAUAAUUACGUCAUCAACAGGAGCGAGAGAGUGUGUGUGAGAGAGUAACAACUAAUUCAGCGAAGUGAUCAGAAAUCUUGUAAAUGUUUAUGCAUAUAAAUGUAAAUGUUAUAAGUAUACAAACAAAUAUAUAUACCAAUAAACUUGAAAGAAAA
Helianthus annuus (common sunflower) is the source of this 967-nucleotide messenger RNA. Its product is annotated as transcription factor LAF1. Lineage: Eukaryota; Viridiplantae; Streptophyta; Magnoliopsida; Asterales; Asteraceae. The record is from RefSeq and is a predicted model, not a curated record. The transcript has 3 exons. Bases 72 to 812 code for a protein of 246 amino acids.